UGACGUGAUACAUGGGCCGGCCGAAAACCUCCGCGUCGGAAGCACACGCGCUGCGUGGCGCCGUGACGGUAAAGGAUUUCCCUCGCUGUGCUCAGGCCGAGGCCAACCCGGCGCCCGCCUGGCUGUCCGCGCGAGCCUGGGCGGAGCUGCUCGCCAUGCGCAGGCUGGAGAGGCUUAGGGAGUUCGCCGAGUCCGUGCCCAAGGACAUCGACCGCUAUAAGGCCAUCUUCGACUCGCCGCAGCCCCACAGGGAGCCGCUGUCGGAACCGUGGCAGUCUAGGCUAGACGGCUUCCAGCGGCUGCUGCUGCUGCGCGCGCUGCGCCCGGACAAGCUCACUGAGGGGCUGCAGGACUGGCUGAGCCGCAUGCUCGGCCCGCGGUUUGUCGAGCCACAGGCCACGGACGUGGCGACCAUGUUCAAGGACGCCUCGGCCGCCAUCCCGCUCGUGUUCGUGCUGUCCACCGGCACCGACCCCGCUCAGGAACUCUUUUCGUUCGCCGACAAGAUGCGCAUGAGCAAGCGCCUGGGCGUGAUCUCCCUGGGCCAGGGACAGGGCCCGCGCGCGGAGCGGAUGCUGCUGCAGGCCGUGGAAGAGGGCUCGUGGGUCUUCUUUCAGAACUGUCACCUGGCGCCCAGCUGGAUGCCCCGCCUGGAGCAGCUGCUCGAGGGCGUGACGGAGGACACGGCGCACCGGGACUUUCGCAUCUGGCUCACGUCGACGCCUAGCCCGGCCUUCCCCGUGGCCAUCCUCCAGGCCUCGUCGAAGAUGACGGUCGAGCCCCCUCGGGGAGUCAAGGCCAACUUGCAGCGCGCUUUCAUGAGUCAACUCGGCGCAUUCGAGGACUUCUUCAACUCGGAGCAUUCCAAAGCUCUGCCGUUCCGCCGGCUCGCCCUGUCCCUCACGCUGUUCCACGCCAUCGUCCUGGAGAGGCGAAAGUUUGGCGCCUUGGGCUUCAACAUCCCGUACGAGUUCACCGAGGGAGACUUGCGCAUCUGCCUGUCGCAGCUGCGCAUGUUUCUGCUCGAGUACCACGACGUGCCCGUCAAGGUGGGUAAAAGUAGUGGUGGCCGCGCUGGGUUUUUGGCCAUAUUAAUAUUGUGGUGACUGAUUUAUAAUUCACACGCGGACCCGCACGUUUCCCGGUACACAAAUCUCUCGC
Messenger RNA from Frankliniella occidentalis (western flower thrips), 1161 nucleotides. RefSeq names its product dynein axonemal heavy chain 1-like. Gene Ontology annotation, cellular component: dynein complex. The coding region runs from base 12 to 1106 and encodes 364 amino acids. The record is from RefSeq and is a predicted model, not a curated record. The transcript has 5 exons. Gene Ontology annotation, biological process: microtubule-based movement. NCBI's taxonomy places the organism in Eukaryota, Metazoa, Arthropoda, Insecta, Thysanoptera, Thripidae. Gene Ontology annotation, molecular function: minus-end-directed microtubule motor activity; dynein light intermediate chain binding; dynein intermediate chain binding.